Xyrauchen texanus (razorback sucker) is the source of this 2587-nucleotide messenger RNA. It is a transcript of the gene cyp27b1, whose product is annotated as 25-hydroxyvitamin D-1 alpha hydroxylase, mitochondrial. Gene Ontology annotation, molecular function: monooxygenase activity; heme binding; iron ion binding. The record is from RefSeq and is a predicted model, not a curated record. Lineage: Eukaryota; Metazoa; Chordata; Actinopteri; Cypriniformes; Catostomidae. Gene Ontology annotation, cellular component: mitochondrial inner membrane. The transcript has 9 exons. Gene Ontology annotation, biological process: cortisol metabolic process; glucocorticoid biosynthetic process; cellular response to peptide hormone stimulus. The coding region runs from base 134 to 1657 and encodes 507 amino acids.
CCACCUACACCAUAAUAUCAGUGGGCGGAGCAUCCAGGCACUCUUCCCGCCAUUGGCUGAGCUGGAGAAAGGUGUGCGCGCGGAAACGCAGCGCUCGUGACAAAUAAAUAGAGUACCGGCGUAUGAGUGUGAGAUGAAUUUCAGGAUGCUGCCUCAGGCACUGAAGAUGUCCGUGAGGAGCGCGUCUCCUCUGCUCAGGUUUGUAGAGAGAUGGACUGACAUUAUAUCCGUGUCUACAUCUCAGCAGGUUAAGACGCUGGAUCAGAUGCCUGGACCUUCAGCCGCGGGCUUCAUUUGGGAUCUCUUCUUCAAACAGGGCCUGUCGCGUCUUCAUCAACUGCAGCUGGAGGGAAGGAGGCAGUAUGGGCCCAUGUGGAAAGCGAGCUUUGGACCCAUCAUGACUGUUCAUGUGGCCGAACCGGAGCUGAUAGAGCAGGUGCUAAGACAGGAGGGCCAGCACCCCAUGCGAUCAGACCUGUCGUCCUGGAAAGACUACCGGCAACUUCGUGGGCAUGGAUACGGUCUCCUUACUGCUGAGGGCGAGGAAUGGCAGAACGUUCGGAGUCUGCUAGCGAAACACAUGUUACGACCAAAAGCUGUGGAAGCAUAUGACGGCACACUAAAUGCUGUAGUGACUGACCUCAUUAACAAACUGAAGCUACGCAAGCGAGAAAACGGCAGCGGCCUCAUCACUGACAUCGCCGCUGAGUUUUACUGCUUCGGUCUGGAAGGGAUUUCGUCUGUGCUGUUUGAGUCCAGGAUUGGCUGCCUGGAACCAGUUAUUCCCAUGGAAACAGAAUGUUUUAUCCAGUCGAUCAACACUAUGUUUGUCAUGACUCUGCUCACUAUGGCUAUGCCUGCUUGGCUGCACAGACUCGUCCCCAAACCCUGGAACAAAUUCUGCCAUUGCUGGGACUACAUGUUCCAGUUUGCUAAAGGGCACAUUGACAAGCGUCUAGAGGAGGAAGCACAGCGAGUUACGCGAGGAGAGCAGUUAGAGGGACACUACCUCACCUUCUUCCUGUCACAGGCAGGAAUGCCUUUGAAAUCUGUGUACAGCAACGUGACUGAGCUGCUUCUCGCUGGUGUUGACACGAUCUCCAGCACGUUGUCGUGGUCACUGUAUGAGCUGUCUCGGCAUCCGCGGAUCCAGAAUGCAUUACGUGAUGAGGUUUUGAGGAUACUGCAGGGCCGUAAUAUCCCAAACGCUUCUGAUGUUGGAGCUAUGCCUCUAAUGAAAGCUGUUGUGAAAGAAAUCCUCAGGCUGUAUCCUGUAAUUCCAGCAAAUGCUCGAGUCAUCAUCAACAAAGAUAUUAUAGUUGGUGGAUACCUGAUUCCUAGAAAUACUCUAAUCACCCUAUGUCACUAUGCCACCUCCCGUGAUUCAAAACAAUUCCAUGACCCGGAUGCAUUUAUACCUCAGCGCUGGUUGAGCCGCUGUGAGCGGAGCCACCCUUAUUCCUCUUUACCCUUUGGAGUGGGCAAACGCAGCUGCAUUGGCAGACGCAUCGCUGAAUUGGAGGUCUACCUAGCGCUUUCUAGGAUAUUAAUUCACUUCAACAUGGAGCCUGCAGAAGAGAGCAAUACAGUCCAUCCAAUGACCAGAACUCUAUUGGUUCCAGAGAGAGAAAUCAACGUGUGUUUCAUUGAGCGCUGAGCGUCACAGGACGAAGUGUUUAAGAACUUGCCUCUCUAAUGUGGAGAUCCAGAUAACCAGGUGAACGUCAGGCCCUCCAGCAGCAUGAAGCGGACCUGAGAUACCGCAUCAUCCCCUGAAUUACCAAACUGCAACCUGACAGUCUAUACUUACACAAGCCUCUAUGUGACUGCAAAAAAGAGAAAAGAAAUGAAGUGCUUGUUACACAAAAAAAGCUUUGUGUCCAAUACUUGUAUACCAACAACACCAACCAAAACAAUAACUAAAAAGUUGGUUAAAUUGAUGUAAUGCAUUAAGAUCAUCCCUACGAUAUCCGGAAGAUACACUACAAAUAAUAAUUUUCCACUACUGUGACGUACUGGGUUGUACAUUUUAAUUUUUAACAUGGACUUGACAAACAUAGUCUACAGUGUAAUAAAUCAUUAACGACAACCAAGUGAGAGUUUAUUUUUAUUAAUUCGGUCACAAAGUUGAAUUUGGUUUGAAAAUUAAAAAUGUUAAAUCAUUGCAACAAACACCCAGUUACCUUGCCAGUGAAAUAUUGUGACUCUUGGUACUUUUAAUGUGAUAUUUAAAUCAUAAGAACUUCUGUAACAAGAACUAUUUUGGUCUUACCAAGCUGUGUCGUGUGUUCUUUAUUUUUGUUCUGCUCUUGCAGUGUAUUAAAAAAGGUAAUAGAUGAUGCAAUUUUGCGAUCUAGUCAAUUUAAUGAACAAUAUCCAAUUAAGUAUACCACUGGACUACACUUCACAAUCUUUCAUCCUACUCUGGGUCUAUUUUCAAGGGGGCACAUUAAAACAUUUUCUCCCCUUUUCUUUACUUCUAAUCCCUGUUAGCCUCAUUGACAGUCGGAAGAUUUCUAAUCAGUUGCAGAGAUUGCUGUCAGAAUGUGCUGGGCAUUUUUGCCAGUGCCUUCAUUCCAGCUGGAUC